This is a messenger RNA of Callorhinus ursinus (northern fur seal), 2404 nucleotides long. RefSeq names its product cytochrome P450 4F3-like. Gene Ontology annotation, molecular function: iron ion binding; oxidoreductase activity, acting on paired donors, with incorporation or reduction of molecular oxygen; heme binding. The record is from RefSeq and is a predicted model, not a curated record. NCBI's taxonomy places the organism in Eukaryota, Metazoa, Chordata, Mammalia, Carnivora, Otariidae.
AUGCUCUAUGCACAGCUCUUACAGCAGGCAGUCCCCCCCACGGAGCAGGGCUUGAGGGUCAUAACUCAGCUGGUGGCCACGUACACCCAGGGGUUUAAGUUGUGGCUGGGCCCCACCAUCCCCCUGGUCGUUUCUUGCCACCCUGACAUGGUCCGGAGUGUCACCAGUGCCUCAGUCCCAGAAGCUCAACCCCUGUGGAAAAGUCAGCUUAUUCCCAACAGUUCCAGGAAAAGUUGCAGAAUUCCCUUUAAUUUUCCUGGCCUGCACCCCAAGAUUCAGAGCUCAGAGGAAGGUCUCCUGUACACACGGGACCUGGCAAGGAGCUAUGGGGAUGUGUGCUGCUGGUGGGUGGGUCCCUGGAACGCAGUUAUCCGCAUCUUCCACCCCACCUGCAUCAAGCCUGUGCUCUUUGCUCCAGCUGCCAUUGCACCUAAGGACUUUGUCUUCUACAACUUCCUGAAGCCCUGGCUGGGGGAUGGGCUUCUGCUGAGUGCUGGUGACAAAUGGAGAAGCCACCGCCACAUGCUGACACCUGCCUUCCACUUCAACAUCCUGAAGCUCUAUAUGAAGAUUUUCAAUGAUAGCGUGAAUGUCAUGCAUGCCAAGUGGAAACGCCUGGUGUCAGAGGGCAGCACCCAUCUGAACAUGUUUGAACACAUCAGCCUCAUGACCCUGGACAGUCUGCAGAAAUGUGUCUUCAGUUUUGACAGCAAUUGCCAGGAGAAGCCUAGUGAAUAUAUUGCUGCCAUCUUAGAGCUCAGUGCCCUUGUGGCAAAACGGCACCAACAGAUCCUCAUGCACACGGACUUCUUGUACUACCUCACUCCAGAUGGACAGCGCUUCCGCAGAGCCUGCCGCCUGGUGCACAACUUCACAGAUGCUGUCAUCCAGGAGCGGCGCCGCAUUCUCUCUGAUCAGGGUGUUGAUGACUUCCUCGAGGCCAAGGCUAAGACCAAGACUUUGGACUUUAUUGAUGUCCUCCUGCUGACCAAGGAUGAAGAUGGAAAACAAUUGUCAGACAAGGACAUCCGAGCUGAAGCUGACACAUUUAUGUUUGAGGGCCAUGACACCACAGCCAGUGGCCUCUCCUGGGUCCUGUACAACCUUGCAAAGCACCCAGAAUACCAGGAACGCUGUCGGCAGGAGGUGCAAGAGCUCCUGAGGGACCGUGAGCCUCAAGAGAUUGAAUGGGACGACCUGACCCAGUUGCCCUUCCUGACCAUGUGCAUCAAGGAGAGUCUGAGGCUGCACCCCCCGGUUAUAGUCAUUGCCCGCUGCUGUACCCAGGACAUCAGGCUCCCAGAUGGCCGGGUCAUCCCCAAAGGUGUUACCUGCCUCGUUAAUAUUUUCGCGACCCACCACAACCCAUCCGUGUGGCCAGACCCUGAGGUAUACAAUCCCUUCCGCUUUGACCCAGAAAACAUCAAGAAGAUGUCGCCCUUGGCUUUUAUUCCCUUCUCUGCAGGCCCCAGGAACUGCAUUGGGAAGACGUUUGCCAUGACCGAGAUGAAGGUGGUCCUGGCGCUCACGCUGCUGCGCUUUCGGGUCCUGCCCAACGAGGAGGAGCCGCGCCGGAAGCCAGAGCUCAUCCUGCGCGCAGAGGGUGGACUUCGGCUGCGCGUGGAGCCGCUGAGCUCGGGCCCCCGGUGACCCGCCAGCUCGUGGCUUGGGAUCCACCCAGCACCUACACGCCUCGCUUUGCAGAAUCCCAGGAAUAAAACUUUGAGGUCUCCUCUGCCCGAGCCUCAUCGAGAGCCAGCAGGGGGCGCUUGGGACCUGAUGGAACACUAGGGUCGGGGAGGCCAGGUGGAGAGGAGGCUGGUGUCUGAGCCCAAGACCCUGACAGUCUUUCCAGCUGACCACAGGCCCCCAUGUUGAUUGCGGGUUCUCCCAGAAUCCAACCCUGUGGUCACUCCAGAUUUCCAAAGAACAGACAGAAAAUAGAACAAAGAAAAGCAUGCUAAAACUCUAACCUAAGUGGUCUCAAUUCAAUAACUGGGAAGGGGUCUUCAAACUGCCUGCCAGCACUCCAUCUAUAUGAUGUGGUUUGAAGUUUGGGGCUCGGAGCUUCCCCCCGCCCCGAAAGAAUUCUUGAAGUCUUUGGUGCAAAAAGGUGGUUUUAUUAAAGCACGGGGAUAAGAGCUGCUGCCCUGGGAUUGUGAGGAGCAGCAGAUUAUAUACUUUGUGAGUUUGGGGAGGUAGAGACAAAAGGAAAUAUCCAAAAAUGAGUUUCAUAUGGUAAAGAGUCACAGGAUACUAGAGGCCUAGGUAUUAUCAAGCUAAGGUUGUUUUUUUUCUCUAGCAUUAAUAUUAAGAGAGUUGGGAGUUUCCUGGAGGAACGGUAUACUCUGCCUGCCUGAAGUAUUUGUCAAUAGGCUGCAGGUCAUAAAGAUAUUUAAUCUUA